This is a messenger RNA of Venustampulla echinocandica, 1416 nucleotides long. RefSeq lists its product as uncharacterized. The transcript has 4 exons. Gene Ontology annotation, biological process: transmembrane transport. The record is from RefSeq and is a predicted model, not a curated record. Gene Ontology annotation, molecular function: transmembrane transporter activity. The coding region runs from base 1 to 1416 and encodes 471 amino acids. Lineage: Eukaryota; Fungi; Ascomycota; Leotiomycetes; Helotiales; Pleuroascaceae.
AUGUCUCACCACGAAAACAAGACCCUGGUACGGUGGAAUCGCUCUACACUGUACUGUGGCUUACUGGUAGCUGCCACUGCCUUUACGUGUCCCGGAAUUUUCGGUGCCUUAAAUGGGCUCGGCGCAGGCGGCGGUGCGAGUCCUGAGAUUGCAAACGCAGCGAAUGCAAUUGUGUUCGGCUGUCUUGCAGUCGGGAGUUUAUUUGUUGGUGGGAUUGCUAACCGUAUCACUCCCAAAUAUGCACUUUUGAUUGGAACUCUUGGUUACACGCCGUAUGCAGCAGGAUUGUAUUGCAAUGAUCGUUUCGGCACCAAUUGGUUGCUGCUAUUUGGCUCGGUCGUCCUGGGAAUUUCAGCCUGCUUUUUGUGGGUAGCGUCUGGUGCCAUUCUUCUAGGAUACACGGAAGAGCACAAAAAGGGGAGAGCAAUGUCUAUAAAGUUUGCCUUCCAAAAUCUGGGUGCCUCGAUAGGCGGUAUAAUCGCCCUGGCUCUCAACGCUGACAAGAACUUCCGCGGCGGAGUCACAAAUGCUACAUAUAUUACACUUAUGACAAUAAUGUGCCUAGGGUUUCCCUUCGCAUUGCUUUUGCCCACAGCCAAUAACGUUCAGCGAACUGAUGGGCGAUCAGUUGUCCUAAAAAAGCAGCCCUCUUUCGCCGGCGAGUUCAAAGUUUUGAAGAGUAUCUUCUCAAAAUCCUGGGUCUGGGCCUUGAUUCCACUUAUAAUAUAUGCGCAGUGGUUCUUGUCAUUUCAGUGGCAAUUCAACUUUGCAUACUUCACCGUUCGCGCCAGGGCUUUAAAUUCCUUUCUAUUCUACGUCCUUGGCCUUAUAAGUGCAUUAGGCAUGGGCCGGUUGCUCGACAGCACUCGUUGGAAACGACAAACUCGAGCGAAGAUUGGAUUCUGUAUUGUCGUUCUCUUUACGGGGGCCAGCUGGAUAUUGGGCCAAUCUGUCCAAGUUCACUACGACAAAAUCAAGCCGACGAUUGAUUGGAAUGACAGUUCUUACGGUCUUGGAUCUUUUACAUUUUGCCUAUGGGGCUUCUCUGAUCCUCUGGUUACUACGUAUCUAUACUGGCUGGUAGGCAGCUUCUCAAACGACUUGAACGAGACAUCCUUUUUGGCUGCUAUCAUGAAUAGCUUGGGAUCAGUUGGAUCAACAUUCGGUUUCGUCGUCUCGGCGAUGAAUUUCAGUUACAAUGGUGCAUGUGCGAUCAAUUUGGUCUUGUUCUUCGUUUCUAUUCCAGGAUUAGCAUGGGUGGUAUUCACGCAAGUGAAAGAUACUACGCAUGGCACAAAUAUAUCCGGUGCUGCUCUAUUUUCGGGCUCCGAAUCUGAGGAUGGCCAUGCUCAGUCGAUAGAAAAGGAUUUCGUUGAGACAAAGCAGGGAGUACAGAGUUCAUCCGUCCCACUAUAA